GACGACGGGGACGGCGGGUCCCUGGAGCGGCGCCUGGGCCGCAGCGACCUGGUCAUGAGCUUCGUCAACAUGGUGGAACGCGACCGGACCCUGGGCCACCAGGAGCCCUACUGGAAGGAGUUCCGCUUUGACCUGACCCAGAUCCCGACAGGGGAGGCGGUCACAGCUGCUGAGUUCCGGAUCUAUAAGGUGCCCAGCACCUGCCCACUCAACAGGACCCUCCACGUCAGCAUGUUCGAGGUGGUCCAAGAGCACUCCAACAGGGAGUCUGACUUGUUCUUUUUGGAUCUUCAGACGCUCCGAGCUGGGGACGAGGGCUGGCUGGUGCUGGACGUCACCGCAGCCAGUGACCGCUGGUUGUUGAGCCAUAACAAGGACCUGACACUCCGCCUCUAUGUGGAAACCGAGGAUGGGCACAGCUUGGAUCCGGGCCUGGCUGGUCUGCUUGGGCGACGGGCACCGCGCUCCAGACAGCCUUUCAUGGUCACUUUCUUCAGGGCCAGCCCGAGUCCCGUCCGCACCCCUCGGGCAGUGAGGCCACUGAAGAGGAAGCAGCCGAAAAAAUCCAACGAGCUGCCGCACCCGAACACACUCCCAGGGAUCUUUGAUGACAUCCACGGCUCCAAUGGCCAGCAGAUAUGCCGUCGGCACGAGCUCUACGUCAGCUUCCAGGACCUUGGCUGGCUGGACUGGGUCAUCGCCCCCCAAGGCUACUCGGCCUAUUACUGUGAGGGGGAGUGCUCCUUCCCGCUGAACUCCUGCAUGAACGCCACCAACCAUGCCAUCCUGCAGUCCCUGGUGCACCUGAUGAAGCCAGAUGCAGUCCCCAAGGCGUGCUGUGCACCCACCAAGCUGAGUGCCACCUCCGUGCUGUACUAUGACAGCAGCAACAACGUUAUCUUGCGCAAGCACCGCAACAUGGUGGUCAAGGCCUGUGGCUGCCACUGAGGCCUGGCCACUCGGCCCUGCUGCAGUGGCCCUCCCCAUUUGGAUUAGGCAACCCACACGAAACCCUCACGUGCUGUCACCACUCAAGAAGAGUUUGG
This is a messenger RNA of Galeopterus variegatus (Sunda flying lemur), 1046 nucleotides long. RefSeq names its product bone morphogenetic protein 8a (gene BMP8A). Gene Ontology annotation, cellular component: extracellular region. The coding region runs from base 55 to 948 and encodes 297 amino acids. The transcript is spliced from 7 exons. The record is from RefSeq and is a predicted model, not a curated record. Lineage: Eukaryota; Metazoa; Chordata; Mammalia; Dermoptera; Cynocephalidae. Gene Ontology annotation, biological process: SMAD protein signal transduction. Gene Ontology annotation, molecular function: growth factor activity; cytokine activity.